Messenger RNA from Trachemys scripta elegans, 4167 nucleotides. Its product is annotated as zinc finger protein OZF-like. The transcript is spliced from 3 exons. Bases 420 to 2075 code for a protein of 551 amino acids. Gene Ontology annotation, biological process: regulation of transcription by RNA polymerase II. Gene Ontology annotation, molecular function: RNA polymerase II cis-regulatory region sequence-specific DNA binding; DNA-binding transcription factor activity. The record is from RefSeq and is a predicted model, not a curated record. Lineage: Eukaryota; Metazoa; Chordata; Testudines; Emydidae.
UGCCCUCUCAGGUAUCAGGCCUCUAACCAGCCCCUCUGUAUGGGUAGCGACCCACAUGCCUCUUCUUUUUGAUUAGGGUUUGAGGAUUGCAGCUUGUUCUCCACUGUGUUCACUGGACUACCAUCCAGUUCCUGUGCUUUGCUUUCUCUCCAAGGGCUGUGAGCACUGUGUGUGUGAUAGAGGUGGGAAUUUGGUGAUACUUUUGGUGAUAUGAUGCCAAUACACACCUCAGUUUCCCUCUGUGAUUGGUGUUACUAUGAUUAUAACGAGCAGGAGUCAUGUAUCUGUCAUGGGGUGAUAUGAAUGGGUUAUUAAGGACUGGUUUCAACCAACCUACAUCAAUGGAAUACCCAACAGAGACAAGGGAAUAAUUGUCACCUGUCCAUGGGAGGAUCUCCGUUUGGCUGAGUGAAGUAUAGAUGGACUCGUUAUGUUUUUGGGAGCAGGAAGAACUGGGCUCGCAGACGCUGGGAGCUCUACCAGAGCGAAGACAAAUGGACAGUCACAGUGAAAGGAAACCAAAACGUUUACUACAGCAGCGUGGCUCAAGGACAUUGGCCAGGUUUCCAGUUUCCAAACCUGAUGUGAUCUUGCAGCUGGAACGAGGGGAAGAGCCGUGGGUCCCAGACCUCCAGGGGUCUGAGAAAGAAGUGCUCCUGAGAGCUGCCUGCACAGGUGAUGGGAUGGUGAGUGAGAAUGAGGAGGAGAAACCCCAGCAGGAAGAUGCUGAGCAAGUAGAACCACAUGGAACGUUAUCAGGAAGAUCCAAAGGGAAUGUUUCCGAGAGUUGUGCACUCCGAGAAAAAGCAAAAGCCUGUGAGACUCAGCAGAUGCCAGAGGAAAACUUCAGUAGCCACUCAGACCUUAUAACAUGCGAUAGAAUCAACUUGGAAGGGAGACCCUACACAUGCCAUGAGUGUGGGAAAAGCUUCAGUUGGAACUCUGCCCUUAUCACACAUUGGAGAACCCACACUGGAGAGAAGCCCUACACAUCCUCUGAAUGUGGGAAAAGCUUUAGUCAGCGUUCAAAUCUUAUCACACAUGAGAGAAUCCACACAGGCGAGAUGCCCUACACAUGCUCUGAGUGCGGGAAAAGCUUUAAUCGGAGCUCACACCUUAUCACACAUGAAAGUAUCCACACAGGAGAGAAGCCCUACAUGUGCUCUGAGUGCGGGAAAAGCUUCAUUGAUAGUUCAAGCCUCAUCUCACAUGAGCGAAUCCACACAGGAGAGACACCCUACACAUGCUCUGAGUGUGGGAAAAGCUUUAAUCACAGCUCUACCCUGAGCAAACAUAGAAGAAUCCACACAGGUGAGAAACCUUAUGGAUGCUCUGAGUGCGGGAAAAGCUUUAGUCAGCGUUCAGACCUUAUCACACAUCAGAGAACCCACACAGGAGAGAAGCCCUACACAUGCGCUAAGUGCGGGAAAAGCUUUAAUCGGAGUUCACACCUUAUCACACAUGAGAGAAUCCACACAGGAGAGAAGCCAUACAUGUGCUCUGAGUGUGGGAAAAGCUUUGGUCAUCACUCAACCCUUAUCACACAUCAGAGAAUCCACACAGGAGAGAUGCCCUACACAUGCUCUGAAUGCGGGAAAAGCUUCAUUGAUACUUCAAGCCUCCUCUCACAUCAGCGAAUCCACACAGGGGAGACGCCCUACACAUGCUCUGAGUGUGGGAAAAGCUUCAGCGGGCGCUCACACCUUAUCAGACAUCAGAGAAUCCACACAGGAGAGUUGCCCUACACAUGCUCUGAGUGCGGGAAAAGCUUCAAUCGGCGCUCUAACCUUAUCACGCAUCAGAGAAUCCACACAGGAGAGAGACCCUACACAUGCCCUGAGUGCGGGAAAAGUUUAAAUAGGAGCUCAAACCUUAUUACGCAUCAGAGAAUCCACACAGGAGAGAGACCCUACACAUGCUCUGAGUGCGGGAAAAGCUUCAAUCGGAGCUCAAACCUUAUCACGCAUCAGAGAAUCCACACAGGAGAGAGACCCUACACAUGCUCUGAGUGCGGGAAAAGCUUCAAUCGGAGCUCAAACCUUAUCACGCAUCAGAGAAUCCACACCGGAGAGUAGCCCUACAUGUGCUCUGAGUGCGGGAAAAGCUUCCGCAAGAGCUCAAACCUUAUCAAACGUUGUAAAAUCCACACAGGAGAGAAGCCUUAAAUGUGCUCUGAAUAUGGGAAAAGCUUUAGUCAGCACUCACAACUUAUCUCAUAUUGUAGAAUCCACACAAGAGAGACACCCUUCACAUGCUCUGAGUGCGGGAAGAGCUUUAGUUAUCGCUUGCAGGAAAAGCUUCAGUUGGAGCUCAUGCCUUAUCAGACAUCAGAGAAUCCACAAAGGGGAGAUGCCAAAUACAUCAGGCCUGCACAUCUCGUAAAGCGGCGAGGGCCGUAUUACUCCAGAGAAAACAGCUGAGGGCCGAAAUCCCCUAGCCCCGCCAACCCCCCCCAGUGCUGCCCAGCCCCGCGGAAAUAAACCCUCCUUUCCCAGUGCCACCCCGCCGAAACAGCUGUGGGCUGAAAAGGAAGGUGGGGGGGGGGGGGGAGGUGAUACUUUAUUAAGAAUUUUUCAAUUAAAGCAAACAAUUUUUUAAAAUUAUUUUAAUGAAAAUACUGAAAAUGGAUGCCCCCCUCCAGCCACCGACUCACCUCCUCAUGCCUCCAAGUAUAAAGCUCCCCCCACCACUGCCCGCCCACUUGGCUCAUCAUCCCCCCAUGCCCCAGGCUCGCCUACUCACCCCCCGCCGUCUGCUCGCCUCCUCAGCCCCCUCUCCCCCACCGCCAGCUCACCUGCCCCCCCGCCACUGGCCUCUUCACCACCUGGUCAGCCAGCCAGGCAGCCGUUGGCUUGCUCCACUCCGCUGCUUGCCCACUCACCCCCUGCAGGCCACCCAGGGAGCCCGUGCAGGCCACAUGCUGCCCAGAGCCCAUAUAUUGUGCAGGCCUGCUAUACAUGCGCUGAAUGCGGGAAAAGCUUCAGGUGGAGCUCACGCCUUAUCAGACAUCAGAGAAUCCACACAGGAGAGAUGCUCUGAGUGUGGGAAAAGCUUUAAUCGGAGCUCAAACCUUAUCACACAUAGGACAAUCCACACAGGAGAGAAACCCUACACAUGCUUUGAUGCAGGAAAAGCUUCAGUAAUAGCUCAAGCCUUAUUAGACAUCAGAAAAUUCACAUGAGAGAGAACUGUAAUAAAUCCCUUGACUAGGGCUGGCCAAAAAAAUUAAAAAAAAAAUCACAUUUGCUAAUUCCCACAUAGUGAUUUUUGCACCAUCUUCACCGUCGCCUCUCAGCUCCACCAGAUGAGUUGCCUGCUUCUGCCUUUGCAGCUCACCCUUCUUUGGGGUCAGUCCUGUGAUCUUUUCUAUCAACUCCUUUCCUUUUGAGUUGUAGGAGUGUGUCCCUCAGCCAGGAAAGUUCAUCGGCUCCAGGGGGGAGAGAGGUUUGAUCCCAACAAGCUACACUGAUUGAAAAAACCACCUGUGCCUUACAUCCACUAGGACUGUACAUGGCGUUGGCUGCUCAAGUUAGUGAUCUUGGUGUAAAAAGACAAUUAUAGUUGUAGUACAGAUGCAGCCCAGGAGCAGUGGCUGGCAUUAACUUUCCCCUUGACCUGACCUAAACUCCAUCACUUUUCCUAGUCUAAACAAACCCUGAGCAUCACAGUUAUACUGUUCCCCCAUUUCAAAGCAAUUGUUAGUCAUCAAGUUCCCUCUUGGGGAACAAAUUGUUUCAUUCCCGGCUGCUCUGAUGUUACUUCAAGUUGCUUUGGAGAGCAGAUAUUUUUACUACCAUUUUCCUCACUUAAAAUAUAUUGAACUAUAAUAAAGAGCAGGGAUAGGAAAAAUUGUCAUUUUACCCUCUGUAACAACAGAAGAUAGGGUAAGUCAGAGGGAUUCCCUUAUUCUCCAUCACCAUCCCAAUCCCCCUGUUGUUCAAUUGGUUAGGUCAAUAUUUUUUCUAAAGGGCUGGGAAGAGGAUUCCCUAGUAAAUGACUUGUAACUAUGCAAAAUACCCAUGCAUUGGGCUCCCAAAGCGGUUGUGGGCCAUGCCCUGCCCUGCAGGAGGUCGCUCCUGAAGAUAUCUCCUUCCUGACCAGGUGCAUGUUGCCUUUUAUUUGGGAAAUGCAAUCCCUAUCUAGGUAGAGAUGGGAAAAAUGGAAAUG